GCAACUUUGACUUUUGGUGGGUAUUAUUUUUUUGUAUCUCGGUCGGUGAACAGCGCUUUUUCCGUGAAUUGAAAAGAAAUAAAGUAUUGAACAACAAAGAAUCAAAUCAAAGAAGAAGCAAUAAUAAAAUACACAACAAACAUCAUCUCUCGUCUGAAAUAAAAAGAUCGUAAAGAAAAUCAAAAAUAUUUCGUUUAACAUAAAAUCAUCAUCAUCGCGCAAAGGGAUGAAUUGAGAUUAAAAGCAACAACAAAAACAAAGGAAUUAACAUAAGAAAUAUAAAAAGUAAAAUAAAGAGUAAAAGUAAAUUUAUGAAAUAAAGUAAAAAAGAGCAACAUUCUUUCUAUAACCCCCAGUCAAUAAUUGAAUCUCAAAUCACGAUCGAUUUUUUUGUGUGAGUUAACAAAAAAAAAAAGAAGAAAAAUAGCAAAGAAAAAAUAACAAAAACAAGUUGAAUCAAAGCAAAAAAGUGAAAUAGAAACCAGAAGAGCAACAACAACAAAUCUCUUGCAAAGAAACAAAUCAUAACAAUUAAAUUUCCAUCCGAAAAAAAGAAAACUAGAGUGAAACAAACAAUAAAAACAACCAGCAGUAAAUUUUGUGCAAUAAUUUGUUUUCCAACAAACAAAAUAAAACAAGUUUUAGCUAUUUCCUAAACACCCCUAUUGGAAACUCCUUUCAUAAUCAAAAUAAAUAUUAUCCUCAAAAGGAUAUUAUCUAUCGUCUAACGAUCAGCAUCAGUGUUAUCAUCAUCUCAGCUAGUGAAGCCAGCAAUAAAGAAUCUUUUGAAAUAAGUUUUAUUUUGUUUUGAACAAACUCAACAUUUUUUACAUCAUGAGUGUCUGUGAAAAUAACAAUGCGGUUCAGCAACAGCUGCAACAACAAACGCUGCAGCAUCAACCAGUUGUGGUGCAGCAGCAACAACAACAGCAGCAGCAACAACAGCAGGUGACACAACAAACACCGCAACAACAGCAACAGACGACACAAAGUAUUGCUGAUUAUUUGGCUCAAUUACUUAAGGAUCGCAAACAGUUGGCAGCAUUUCCCAAUGUCUUCAAUCAUGUGGAACGUUUAUUAGAUGAAGAAAUUGCCCGCGUUCGUGCCUCACUAUUCCAAAUAAAUGGUGUGAAAAAAGAACCCCUAAUGUUGCCAGAACCCGAGGGAGCCACUGUGUCAUUAAAUGAAAAAGUCUAUGUACCUGUGCGAGAACACCCAGAUUUCAACUUUGUUGGUCGAAUUUUGGGUCCUCGCGGCAUGACAGCCAAACAAUUGGAACAAGAAACUGGCUGUAAAAUCAUGGUCCGAGGCAAGGGCUCCAUGAGAGACAAAAAGAAGGAAGAUGCCAACAGAGGCAAACCCAAUUGGGAACAUUUAUCCGAUGAACUGCAUGUCCUCAUCACCGUCGAAGAUACAGAAAAUCGUGCCAAAAUCAAGCUGGCCCAGGCCGUUGCCGAAGUGCAAAAACUACUUGUACCUCAAGCGGAGGGCGAGGAUGAACUUAAAAAGCGUCAACUUAUGGAAUUAGCUAUAAUCAAUGGCACUUAUAGGGAUACGACCACAGCGAAAAACAUGGCUCAAGUCUGUGACGAAGAAUGGCGUCGUGUGGUGGCUGCCGCCUCGGCUGAUAAUCGCCUCUUGGCUCCUGCACUGCCUGGCCUGGCCCAAACAAUGCGUGCCCCCCAGGCCGCCCCACUGGGUGCCCCCUUGAUCCUGUCGCAACGCAUGACCGUGCCCACAUCGGCGGCGAGCAUAUUAUCGGGUACCGCAACCCCAGCGCCCGCAUUUGAAAAUCCCGCCCAUGGCAUGAUCUUUGCCCCCUACGGUGAUUACAACAUCUACAAUACCGCCCUGACCGGAAAUCCUCUGCUGACGGAAUACACAGAUCAUAGCGUAGGAGCCAUUAAACCACGACGUUUGGCGGCUACACGUGAACAUCCAUAUCAGAGAGCAGCAGUUGGGGUCCCAGCAAAGCCGGGCUUUAUUGAAAUCAAUUAGUAAUUUAGUUUUACAAAAAAAAAAAAAAACAAGAAAAUUAAAUAAUUUAUAUGCCUUACACACUUACAAAAAAACCUGCAGAGAAGUGAAUGAAAAAAAAAAUCAAACAAUUUUUUUUAUACAGAAAUUAUUAAUUUUUUUAUAAGGAUUCAAAGUGUGUUGAAAAAAAAAAUAACAGUAACGAACAAAUUUUAUAUAAUUUUCUUAAAUAAUUUAAAUUAAGUUUUCAUUAAACAAACCAAAUUCAUACUUUUGUUUUUCCCAAAAAAAAAAAAAGAAAUAACUCAAAACUGUUGUUAGCAUAGAGCCCUAAGGCUGGGGCCCCUGCCCUACCCCCUCAAAAAAAAUAUCUCUGCUCUGAUAUCCGUUGUGGCAAAAAAUCGCUUAUUACUCCUCCCUCUCACUGUCUGAAAAAGUUUUUCCUUUUUCCAAAAAAAAAAAAAAAUAUAUAAUUACAGCUUAAACAGAUGACUAAUCUGAACAAAAAAAAAGCCAAAACAAAAAUCCGUCUUGUAACUAAAGAAGCUGUUCCCCUCCAAGGGGUAGUCACGGGAAACGGCGCAAUGUAAAUGACUUGUAAAGCACACAAUUGUGAAUGUGAAUAAAAUACACAACACAACACAGGGGUCCAGUCCAGCUCAGCUAACUAAUGAUGCCGAUGCUGUAACAGCAGAGCAACAAAAAUCUCCUCUUGAAAUUAGAAGAGGAGAUCCUUGAGGAAAAUCAUUUUAUGAAAAAAAAAAACGAUUUAUGGAAAACAAGAGUCUCAACCAGGUCUUUGAAGACACAACAUUCAAAAUUGAAUCUCAUUUAACAACAACGACAACAACAAAAACCCGAAAUAUCCCGGCAGCAAACAAAAAUGAAUUUUUUGCUAGAAAUCUCUUCAAUUCUCUGUAUAAUUUGAAAACAUUUUUAAAUUAAACUAACGAACAAAACAAUUACCUUUUUCUCUCAACUUCAUCCUACAUAUACCCCACUCUACUUAUGUUUCUCUUAUUUCUUAUAAAUUAAUUUCAUGAUUAAUUAUAUUUAUCUGAUAAUGUAAACCCCCCACAAAAACCAAACCAAUUUUCAUUAUUUUUACAUCUCUAUUUUGUAUUCAAUAUUAAUUACUAUAUUUUCUCUCCUUCCCCCCUCCUAAUUUUUAUAUCACUUGAGUGUAAUAUUUACUUAAAAUAUAUUUUUUUUAUUUUAUAAUGGAAAUAUAUAAAUAUUUUUUUUUUUAAUUUUCUGUUUAAGUUUAAAAAAAAGAAACCCAUUGUUAAUACAUUACAAAAUUAGCAACAAAUGCAAAAACAAAAAAAAGUGGAGAUACCUAUAUUUAGGUUUAUAGAUUUUGUUUAUUUUGGAUUAAUGUAUUUUUUUUCUUUUUUUUUAAUUAGCAAAUAAUCAAAACAAAUUAAAUAAUAAUUAUAAUAUGUAAUUUACAGGAAACAAAGAACAAAAAGAAAAAAUAAAAUAAAAAAUAUAUUUUUUUUAUAUAUAUUAACAAAAAUAAAAAUCUCAAAAUAAAAAUAAACUCUAAAAUUUACACAAAACCUAGGAGAAAAAAACAUAUUUUGUUUAACAAAAGCAAACUAAGCGCCAUAUUUAGUUGUUAACUAUAUUAAAAAAAAAUAAAUAAAUAAAAUAAUAAAGAAAACUCAAAAAAAAAAAAA
Molecule: messenger RNA, 3659 nt
Organism: Musca domestica (house fly)
Lineage: Eukaryota; Metazoa; Arthropoda; Insecta; Diptera; Muscidae
Gene: how
Product: protein held out wings
Exons: 9
Coding region: 835-1998 (387 amino acids)
Biological process (GO): regulation of mRNA splicing, via spliceosome
Cellular component (GO): nucleus
Molecular function (GO): mRNA binding
Source: RefSeq, a predicted model, not a curated record